AUGAGCGCGCGAUUUCGCCUCGCUCACAACCCGAAAAUGUACCUAAACGGGCGAGGGGUACCGCACAGGCAAAAAAGCUCAACAUCCCGUACCAACAGUUCUCAUUCUCGAGCGAAAAGCUCGCGGACUUCGAACGAACUCAUCACAACAGAUUUCGUUCGGAAACACAUAAUCAAUCUGCAACCUUACACACCAAUAAUACCAUUUGAGGUGCUUUCAGAACAACUGCAACGUCCAACUUCGGAAAUCAUCAAGCUAGACGCUAAUGAAAAUCCUUACGGCCCACCUCCAGAGGUCUAUGAUGCACUGCGGACUGUGACCUACCCGCACAUAUACCCAGACCCGGAGUCGCGACGAUUGCGAGCGAUGCUGUCUUCAGAAUGCAAGGUCCCAGCGGAAAACUUGCUUGUCGGGUGUGGUGCAGAUGAGUUGAUAGACUUGCUCUUGCGAGUCGUACUUGAGCCUGGAGAUAAGGUUAUCAACACUCCUCCAACUUUCGGAAUGUAUUCGUUUGACAGUUACAUAAAUGAUGGUUGUGUCAUUGAUGUAAAACGUGGGCCAGCCCCUUCAUUUAGAGUCGACGUUGAUGGGAUUGAACGAGCCGUCGCAGAGCACAAUCCAAAGAUUUUGUUCUUGACGUCUCCAAACAACCCGGAUGGAAGUGUUCUCGAUGAGAGCGAUCUUGAACGUUUACUUUGUCUUCCAGUGCUCGUAGUACUGGACGAGGCAUACGUGGAGUUUAGCUCAAGUUAUACGAGUCGUAUAGCAGAAGUACCCAAUCGUAAGAACUUAAUUGUUCUCCGUACCUUCAGCAAACGUGCUGGACUUGCAGGAAUCCGCGUGGGUUACGGUGCUUUCCCAAACGAACUGAUAGAGUUUAUUUGGCGCGUCAAACAGCCAUACAAUGUUUCAGUAAUUGCGGAGGAGGCCGCUAUGGCAGCCCUAUCAAACCCCACUUAUUUGCAGGAUGUUCGUGACAAAAUUGUGUGCGAACGCGCGCGCUUGUUCACUUUAUUGUCGCAGUUCGAUUUUAUGGAUCCUUUUCCUUCAGAAUCCAAUUUUAUUUUGUGCAGGGUUACGGGAGCAAGUGCAGAGUUCAUAAAAAAAAGUUUACUUGCGCGCGGGAUCGUCAUUCGGUAUUACUCGUCACCUAAAGAGAUAUCGGAUUGCAUCCGUAUUUCUGUCGGUAGACCAGAAGACACUGAUGCCAUCAUUGCUGGUUUGACAUCAAUUUCGAGCAAAUGA
Molecule: messenger RNA, 1245 nt
Organism: Ostreococcus tauri
Lineage: Eukaryota; Viridiplantae; Chlorophyta; Mamiellophyceae; Mamiellales; Bathycoccaceae
Product: Pyridoxal phosphate-dependent transferase, major region, subdomain 2
Exons: 8
Coding region: 1-1245 (414 amino acids)
Biological process (GO): L-histidine biosynthetic process
Molecular function (GO): pyridoxal phosphate binding; L-histidinol-phosphate:2-oxoglutarate transaminase activity
Source: RefSeq, a predicted model, not a curated record